UUGGCGCGUACCAUUACGUAUCAUCGGCACCACCUUAUCCGCGUAUGAAUUCCCAAGAACUCCUUCUUCUCCCACACAGCCUCAAUUCCUGCACAUCCAUUGCUCAUCUCAAGCAGCUCCAUGCCGUCGCCAUUAAGACACCUUCUCUCUCUCUCCACAAUCAGUUCCUCUUCCGCAAACUCAUUUCUCUCUCCUCCUCCUCCUCCCCCGACCUUUUCUACAUCCGUUCUAUCCUUCUCACCUCUUUGGCCGAUGCGCAAUUCCGCCUCAAUCUCUGCAACGCCUUCAUUCACAGAAUUUCUGCGAACUCCAAUGGCGAGAGUACUAAUUCCACCGGUCUCAGGGCCAUGGAAUUCCUGAGGGAAAUGCUUCUGAUCGGCGUCCAACCGGAUGGGUUCACAUUGCCGCAUGUUCUCAAGGCGCUGGCUCGGGUUCAGAGGAUUAGAGAGGGCCAGCAGAUUCAUGCUCAUUCCAUUAAGAUUGGAUUGGUGCGAUUCAAUGUUUAUGUGUGUAACACGUUGAUGAGAUUGUAUUCCGUCUGCGGCUCUAUCGACGCUGUGCAGAAGUUAUUCGGCGAAUAUCCUCACCCGGAUUUGGUGUCUUGGACCACGCUCAUUCAAGCGUUUACGAAGGCUGGGCUUUAUAGGAAAGCGGUUGGAGCUUUUAUGGAGAUGUGUGAUCUGAAGCUAAGGGCUGAUGGGCGGACUCUGGUGGUUGUCCUCUCUGCUUGCUCCAACUUGGGAGACCUGAAUUUGGGUCGGAAAAUGCAUUCCUAUAUCCACCAUUACAUUGACGUGAAUGUAGAUGUAUUUGUUGGCAAUGCCUUGUUAGACAUGUACUUGAAAUGUGAUGAUUCGAACUCUGCUUACAAAGUGUUCGACGAAAUGCCUGUGCGAAAUGUGGUUACCUGGAAUGCUAUGAUUUUGGGAUUGGCUUAUCAGGGCCGGUACAAGGAAGCUCUGGACAUGUUCCGUAGGAUGCAAAGAACAGGGCCCAAGCCAGACGAGGUCACGUUAGUAGGGGUUUUGAACUCUUGCGCGAACCUUGGAGUUCUUGAGUUGGGUAGGUGGGUUCAUGCAUACAUGCGUAGAAAUUAUAUUUUAGCUGAUAAAUUUGUUGGGAAUGCACUUCUGGAUAUGUAUGCAAAAUGUGGAGGAAUAGACGAAGCUUUUAGGGUGUUUGAGAGCAUGAAAAGAAGGGAUGUAUAUUCAUACACAGCCAUGAUUGUUGGGCUGGCCUUGCAUGGUGAAGCAAACUGGGCAUUCCAGGUCUUCUCCCGGAUGUUAAGAGAAGGUGUUGAGCCAAACGAAGUGACAUUUUUAGGUCUUCUCAUGGCUUGCAGCCACAGUGGAUUAGUUUCCGAUGGCAAGAAGUACUUUUUCGACAUGUCGAAUACAUAUAAGCUUAGACCUCAAGCAGAGCAUUAUGGCUGCAUGAUUGACCUUCUUGGGCGUGCAGGUUUAGUGAAGGAAGCAGAAGAGAUUAUCCACAGCAUGGAAAUCAGGCCAGAUGCCUUCGCUUGGGGAGCUCUAUUAGGGGCUUGCAGGAUUCAUGGAAAUGUCAACCUCGGGGAAAGUGUGAUGCAAAAGUUGAUGAAUUUAGAUCCUGUUGAAGAUGGUAAUUACAUUCUUAUGACUAAUUUAUAUUCUUCUGCUCAUAGAUGGAAAGACACAUUGAAAUUAAGAAAGACGAUGAAAAGUAAGAAGAUGAGGAAGACUCCUGGAUGUAGUUUGAUUGAAGUUGAUGGUGUUGUUCAUGAAUUUCGCAAGGGUGACAUGUCACAUCCAAAAAGCAGAGUGAUAUAUUCAGUAUUGGAAGGAAUCGCUUGUCAUUUAAAGAGCUUUGGGUCUGUGGAACAUAUUACAAUGACUUAAAUUAGGUUGUCGAUCGUGGGAUAGUGGGAUGAAGAAAUUACUCAACUGGACGAAAUCAGCUUCAUUCUCUGCUCCCACUUAAACGGAAAGGCUUUGACAAGUAAGUUCCCACCUUUUCUUUGCUUUCGUGUAUAGUUGCCACUAUUUUGAGUAACAACACAUAAAUUUAAAAUCGGAAUUUCUUCCUUUUAAUUGCUACAAUUAAAAGAUCACAUAUAUUAAAAAACUAAAAAUUUUGUGAUCUCUCGAAAUCUUUCUAGCCCACCUCUAUUGAUACGACUAUAUCUAACAAGUAAUCAUCUUGCCAAUGUGCUAACAGCUUAGAGUCGUGGAAGUUUUAGUCUUGAUAGCUUAUCUUGAUUUAAAAACUUACCCCGAUAAAAAUUAAGGGGAAGAAAAAGAACCCACCUUUUUCUUAAAGAUUCCAAGUGAGAUUCACUUCGGCUUACUUUGUCACAGAUAUGCUAUGCUCUGAACUUGUUCUAUCUUGAAGUAUGUCUAACUUUACCUGUAUGGAUCAUACUUGAGUUAAUUUUAUUUUUUUCCUUUCUUUUAAAUCAACAUUGCUGGAAAUUACUUGCGACUGGUUUAUAUAAUAUUUCUGAUUGUUAUGGUGAAACUAUCUGAUUACUGUGACCUUUACUCAAGUAAAUUUAGAAGUGUAAUUCGACAUGAGAUUAUAAUUUAUGUCUUCAACUAUUAA
Molecule: messenger RNA, 2577 nt
Organism: Cucurbita maxima (winter squash)
Lineage: Eukaryota; Viridiplantae; Streptophyta; Magnoliopsida; Cucurbitales; Cucurbitaceae
Product: pentatricopeptide repeat-containing protein At1g08070, chloroplastic-like
Exons: 2
Coding region: 45-1874 (609 amino acids)
Biological process (GO): RNA modification
Cellular component (GO): intracellular membrane-bounded organelle
Molecular function (GO): protein binding; RNA binding
Source: RefSeq, a predicted model, not a curated record